CCGAGCAUGUCGGCGCUGCGGCGGAAGCUGGGCGACGAGUACCAGGUGGUGAGCACGUCGGCGAGCGGCGCGGGGCUGCCCCCGCCGCGGGCGGCGCCGCGCGGCAAGCGGCAGCGCUUCGUGGACAAGAACGGGCGCUGCAACGUGCAGCACGGCAACCUGGGCGGCGAGACGAGCCGCUACCUGUCCGACCUCUUCACCACGCUCGUGGACCUCAAGUGGCGCUGGAACCUCUUCAUCUUCAUCCUCACCUACACCGUGGCCUGGCUCUUCAUGGCCUCCAUGUGGUGGGUCAUCGCCUACAUGCGCGGCGACCUCAACAAGGCGCACGACGACAGCUACACGCCCUGCGUGGCCAACGUCUACAACUUCCCCUCCGCCUUCCUCUUCUUCAUCGAGACCGAGGCCACCAUCGGCUACGGCUACCGCUACAUCACGGACAAGUGCCCCGAGGGCAUCAUCCUCUUCCUCUUCCAGUCCAUCCUGGGCUCCAUCGUGGACGCCUUCCUCAUCGGCUGCAUGUUCAUCAAGAUGUCGCAGCCCAAGAAGCGCGCCGAGACGCUCAUGUUCAGCGAGCACGCCGCCAUCUCCAUGCGCGACGGCAAGCUCACGCUCAUGUUCCGCGUGGGCAACCUGCGCAACAGCCACAUGGUGUCCGCGCAGAUCCGCUGCAAGCUGCUCAAGUCCCGCCAGACGCCCGAGGGCGAGUUCCUGCCGCUCGACCAGCUGGAGCUGGACGUGGGCUUCAGCACGGGCGCCGACCAGCUCUUCCUGGUGUCGCCGCUCACCAUCUGCCACGUGAUAGACGCCAAGAGCCCCUUCUACGACCUGUCCCAGCGCAGCAUGCAGACCGAGCAGUUUGAGAUCGUCGUCAUCCUCGAGGGCAUCGUGGAGACCACUGGGAUGACGUGCCAAGCCAGGACGUCCUACACGGAGGACGAGGUGCUGUGGGGCCACCGCUUCUUCCCGGUGAUCUCCCUGGAGGAAGGCUUCUUCAAGGUCGACUACUCGCAGUUCCACGCCACCUUCGAGGUGCCCACGCCGCCCUACAGCGUCAAGGAGCAGGAGGAGAUGCUGCUCAUGUCCUCGCCCCUCAUCGCCCCGGCCGUGAGCGACAGCAAGGAGAGGAACAAUUCCGUGGAGUGCCUGGACGGGCUGGACGACGUGGGCACCAAGCUGCCCUCCAAGCUGCAGAAAAUCACGGGGCGGGAGGACUUCCCCAAAAAACUCUUGCGGAUGAGCUCGACGACCUCGGAGAAGGCCUACAGCAUGGGCGACUUGCCCAUGAAGCUGCAGCGGAUAAGCUCGGUGCCCGGCAACUCGGAGGAGAAACUGGCGUCCAAGACGCCCAAGAUGCUGUCGGAUCCCAUGAGCCAGUCGGUGGCCGAGCUGCCGCCCAAGCUGCAGAGGCUGUCGGGGGGCGGCCGGCUGGAGGGCAACCUGCCGCCCAAGCUCAGGAAGAUGAACUCGGACCGCUUCACAUAACGCGAGCUCGGCCGGGACGCUGAUGCUUACUGGCAUGGGGCAGCCCCACACGCAUGCAAUAACCGUGUGCCAGUCUCGCGGSUAGUUUUAUGGCAUGAUUCCUACUGUAUUUAUACUGUAUAUUCCAGAGCAUAUGGCACGGGGCCUUCUCCGCCCCGSGGUUUCUUAAGAGUGGUAGGUGAAGACAUGAGAGUGGGUGACUUGCAGGUAAGUUAUAAGUUGAUUUGAAAAAGUAUUUAUUUUUCUUUUUCCUGCUGUAGGUUGUGUGGUUUUGUUCAGCCAAGUAGUUACGGUGCAUGGUUUUUCCUUACAAGAAGCCUCACGCGUAUUAGCUGGUUCCCAGCACCGCCACCGCCAGCCUCAAAUCAACCGCCAGCUUCGGGUUUGCUUUAACAUUUCCCUGGGUUUUUCUUUUCCUGCCUCUAGGUURCCAGGAGACAUCAAAAUGCAUUUCAUAAGGCGCUGCUUAAAAGAAGAGUGAUUAAGGCUAGGGGAAGAAAUAGAUUUAUAAAAUUUACACUUUAGCGAUAAUUAGUAAAAUCCAAUUCCUUUCUUAGCUGUAAAUCUCUAAGUCAGGAGAGCAGCUGGGAACAGUGGCAGGCGCCUGGUUCCCGGUGCUGUUGGGAGCGCGUGCCAUGGAAAGGGCAGGAUUCCUCCGGGAGAGCGGUGGGGCAGCUUCAGUGAGCCGGGAUUUGGGCCAGGAUUCCCAUUCUGGGCCACAUCGUAGGUGUUUCUAAAAUCCUUGAGGCCGCGGUACCUUGGUCUUAGGCCAAGAAGCGUGGCUGGAUGGGCACCCACAGCACACGGGGAACCGUCCCGCACGAGCAGUGUUCAUGUUUGCUGGGUAGGCACUGCCAGCAGACGUCCGGAUCAAUGGAAAAAUCCUUCCUUUCCAUGGCRGGCGGCUGCACGGAGCAGGACCAGGCCGUGACUGGCAGCAAAGCCAUCCCGUGUGAGAUGGUAGUGGUGGAAAGGGCACCUCCGGCCCCGGGAAGGCAAGAAAAUCCAUUGUCCCACUGGGAGCAGGGGAAAUCUGUGCAUUGAGUGAAGUCGAAGUCACUUAAAAAGAGGUAAAAGGGAGAAAUUGCCCCUGUAAGGGGUGUUGGCAGCAGGGCGGCUGCGAGACACAGUGGCCUGCAUAAAAAAACGCUCCGAAAGUACGGGAAGCACUGGGAAAGCAUUCUCGUUCGGUUAAAUUAAUUCCAUGGGAAGUGCUCAGUUAUGACGAAUUCAAAAUCUUGAUUUUUUUUUUUUUUUUUAAUUGAAAUAUUCGCCUGUCCUUGGUGGGCGCGUGGUUGCCGCGGCGUGUGGCUGUGCUGCAGUGCAGCCUGUACGUGAAGGCUGCCACUUGUGUCCUUGCUGCGUGGGAGUGGAAGUGCCGACAAGGGUGCCGGCUCCCUGCGGGAAUUCCCGCUCGGGACUCUCUGCUCCUUACUAGCUCAUUUCUGUGCCACUUUCCGUUGCCCCGUCGCACAGCCGGUCUGUGUCCCCCGCUCCGCGCGCGCCCGCUCCGCUGUAAAGUGUACAUAGUCGGACGAGAGCAACUAAGUGCAUUUUCUGGCAUGCAGUCUAUAACUGUAUAAAUGUACAAGUUUAUUUGAAUUAUAUGAAAUAACAGACUCUUGUAUUCCUUAAUACUGCAAGCUCAGUUUUAUCUAAAGCUAUAUUAAACUUGAAAAAAACGUUCGGU
This is a messenger RNA of Nothoprocta perdicaria, 3175 nucleotides long. RefSeq names its product potassium voltage-gated channel subfamily J member 3 (gene KCNJ3). The transcript is spliced from 3 exons. The record is from RefSeq and is a predicted model, not a curated record. Gene Ontology annotation, cellular component: plasma membrane. Lineage: Eukaryota; Metazoa; Chordata; Aves; Tinamiformes; Tinamidae. Gene Ontology annotation, biological process: potassium ion import across plasma membrane; regulation of monoatomic ion transmembrane transport. Gene Ontology annotation, molecular function: G-protein activated inward rectifier potassium channel activity. The coding region runs from base 7 to 1485 and encodes 492 amino acids.